AUGUCCGCGAGGAUUUGUUUUCUGAAAAAUCCCGAUCCCUGCAAUCACUUAUCUGAUUAUAAGCUUAGAUAUGGUACUGAUGGUUACAAAUCCUUCCAAAACUUGUUCAGAUGCUUCAACGACGGAAGAAUUAAGAUCAAACCGCGCGAAAUCGAGAUAAUACCCAGAUGCAGUUAUUGCUCCGUUGAUCACCGGAGGCUCUACACCUGUUUGAUCUGCCGCUCGAUUUCGUGCUCAAGCCACAUCCUUUUGCACACCCAGUCGAACAAAGGGCACGAUAUCGCCAUUGAUGUCGAAAGAUCCGAGCUUUAUUGCUGCUCCUGCAUCGAUCAAGUGUACGAUCCCGAGUUCGACGAGGUCGUCGUGUCUAAGCAGCUUGUUGCCCUGGGUGCGUCUGUGAAACCCGGCGGCGAUGUUGUUGCGGUGAGAUCGAACAAGAAGAGGAGACUGGACUCGCAGUUGAUUAUUGGAUCGAAUUUUCUGGUCUCGCCUAGAGAUCGGAGGGAGAAAUGGUCGUUCCCUCUGGGGUUGAGAGGUUUGAACAAUCUGGGAAGCACUUGUUUCAUGAACGCUGUGUUGCAGGCGCUUGUUCAUGCUCCUCCUUUGAGGAACUUUUGGUUGAGUGGUCAGCAUAACCGUGAUCUUUGUUCGAGAAGGUUAGAUGGCUCGCUGUGUUUGCCUUGUGAUCUUGAUACCAUCUUCUCCGCAAUGUUCUCCGGUGAUCGGACUCCUUAUAGCCCUGCCCAUUUGCUUCACAGUUGGUGGAAGCACUCAAGCAAUCUAGCUACAUAUGAGCAGCAAGAUUCUCAUGAGUUCUUUAUUUCGCUAUUGAAUUGUAUCCAUGAGAACGAGGGAGAGUCGAAGAAAUGUCUAUAUAAAGAUCAUGAAGAGUGUCAGUGUAUCACUCACAGAGCAUUCUCUGGUCUAUUAAGAUCGGAUGUCACCUGCACAACUUGCGGAUCCACUUCAACGACUUACGAUCCGUUUAUGGACAUUUCACUUACUCUAGAUUCAGCCAAGGGAUCGUCUCCGGCAGAUUGCAGAAAGAACAGAAAGAGUGGCGAGCCAAGCGUUAAGCCAAGCAUGCCAACACUCUCUGGCUGCUUAGAUUUCUUCACAAGGUCAGAGAAACUUGGUCCUGACCAGAAACUGAACUGCCAAAGCUGUGGAGAGAAGAGAGAGUCGUCCAAACAAAUGUCCAUAAGAAGACUUCCUCUGCUUCUCUGCUUGCACGUGAAGCGUUUCGAGCACUCUCUCACCCGUAGGACCUCGAGAAAGAUCGAUAGCUACUUGCAGUAUCCGUUCCGCUUAAACAUGUCUCCUUACCUCUCAUCCUCCAUCAUCGGAAAGCGGUUUGGGAACAGAAUAUUUGCGUUUGAUGGAGAAGGCGAGUAUGAUAGUUCAUCGUCAUCGGCUUCGUCGGCGGAGUUUGAGAUAUUUGCGGUUGUGACUCACUCGGGGAAGUUGGCGUCAGGGCACUACGUGACGUAUCUGAGGCUUAAAGGGCUUUGGUAUAGAUGUGAUGAUGCAUGGAUCAACGAGGUUGAAGAAGAAGUUGUGAGGGCGUGUGAGUGUUAUAUGUUGUUCUAUGCACAAGAGAAAGUCAUUCAAAAGGCUCAUAAGGAGUUGAGUUAUCAAGUUAUCGCCAUGGCUGAUGCAUUUCCCUUUGCUGAUUGCUGA
Microthlaspi erraticum is the source of this 1680-nucleotide messenger RNA. The record is from the annotation of a GenBank genome assembly. NCBI's taxonomy places the organism in Eukaryota, Viridiplantae, Streptophyta, Magnoliopsida, Brassicales, Brassicaceae.